Messenger RNA from Seriola aureovittata, 2166 nucleotides. RefSeq names its product 5-hydroxytryptamine (serotonin) receptor 6 (gene htr6). The record is from RefSeq and is a predicted model, not a curated record. NCBI's taxonomy places the organism in Eukaryota, Metazoa, Chordata, Actinopteri, Carangiformes, Carangidae. Gene Ontology annotation, cellular component: dendrite; membrane. The transcript has 3 exons. Bases 725 to 2131 code for a protein of 468 amino acids. Gene Ontology annotation, biological process: G protein-coupled receptor signaling pathway, coupled to cyclic nucleotide second messenger; chemical synaptic transmission. Gene Ontology annotation, molecular function: neurotransmitter receptor activity; G protein-coupled serotonin receptor activity.
AGGGAUUAGCAGGAGCGAGCGGUAUAAAGGCAGCGUUACAAGGACCACGGUACCUGUAGAGCUCUUAUGAACAGAGCCUGGCUUACAAAUGACUGCCGCACAGUUUUGUGUUGCUUUCUGCUCCCAGCGUGCCGUUUCCCUGAAUAAAAGGACUUGUGAAAAGCAGCAGAGCACCAGCUCAGCAAAGGAGCUGCAGAAGCUGUACAAUGCCACUUCUAAGAGGUGAGGAAUAAUUCUUUGGUGGAUUUGGUCCUUGUAUUCUUCAUCUUCAGUAGUUCCUCUCGCCGGCACUGCCCUCAUAUGCCUAGUCAAGGCUCAUCUCUCUGUGUGCCCUCCUCCAGUGACUGUCAUCACUGUGACAUGCUGCUUCGAAAACCCUCUGUCAGCCGUCGAAUGGCUCAUUCUGGCUCUUAGCUGUGGAUGAGGCAGGGACAUGGAGAGAUGAAUGAAACUCUCCUGGUGGCGGUGGGAGUAAGCCUCGGGGCACCCGGACGUAUUCCCUGCCAAAGGAAGAUGGAGAUGUUUAUUCAUGGAGAACAGUCCGACUGACCUUGACUGGGAGAGGAUUGGAUGGCUUCUCAACACACGACCUCUUUGACUUCCUUUUGUUCAACGAUGUUCCUGAAGUGAGAGUUUUUGCCCGGGAGGUUAACGCUUUAACAUUUAGAGGUGGCUAAACAGAAACCUCAGGAGCCAGCCGAUUGAUCGCUGGGAACCUGGCACCAUGGCUGACUCUCACUUGUCUAGCUCCGUAGGAAGCUACAACGGCAGCUUUCCCACCACCAGUGCUUGGAAUAUCACCGGCAGCGGCCCGUGGUUGUUGGCCUUCAUGCUGACUGUCAUCAUCCUCAUGACAGUCUGUGGCAACAUGUUGCUCAUCGCGCUGGUGUUCGCCCAUCGCUCUUUGCGUUGUACCUCAAACUGCUUCUUGGUGUCUCUGUUCCUGUCCGACCUGAUGGUGGCACUGGUGGUGAUGCCCCCGGCCAUGCUCAACGUGCUGUGCGGGGCCUGGGUGUUGUGGCCUGCCUUUUGCCCCAUUUGGCUUUGCUUCGACGUCAUGUGCUGCAGCGCGUCCAUCCUCAACCUGUGUGUGAUCAGCCUGGACCGAUACCUCUUCAUCAUCUCACCGCUGCGCUACAAGCAGAGGAUGACCCCACCUCGGGCGUUACUCCUCGUGGGAGCCGCUUGGGGGUUGGCAGCCCUGGCCUCGUUUCUGCCCAUUGAGAUGAAAUGGCACAGCUUAGGCCUCGGGAGUGGACACCCGUCCAUUCCUGGGGUCAGCGGUAGCAACAUCAGUUCCUACUCUGACACACUGCACCCAGCGUCCUACUUUCAAGUGUCACCAUCAGGAGGCCUUUCCUUCCAGUGCCGCCUGCGGGUCACCUUGCCCUUUGCCUUCGUGGCAUCUGUGCUCACCUUCUUUUUGCCCUCCAGCGCCAUUUGCUUCACCUAUUGCCGGAUCCUUCUGGCAGCACGGAGGCAGGCGAAGAGGGUAGCAGCACUGAGCCACCCACCGCUCCCACAUCCCUCUCUCGGGGAACCUUCCCGGCCCCCUUCACCUGGGAUUGCGGCAGCACAAGCUCAGCAGGACGGAGAUGACUGCAGGUACCAGGAGCCUCCUGUGUCACAAAAUGUACCGCCGUCAGUGAACAGUGAGCGCCGCCUGGCUCACAGGCAGGGUCGGAGGGCACUGAAGGCCAGUCUGACACUGGGAGUUCUCCUGGGACUCUUCUUCAGCGCUUGGCUGCCCUUUUUCAUCACCAACAUGGCUCAGGCAGUGUGCGAGUGCGUCCCUCUUGCCCUCUUCGACGCCAUCACCUGGUUGGGCUACUGCAACAGCACAAUGAACCCAAUCAUCUACCCGCUCUUCAUGAGAGACUUCAAGCGAGCUUUGGGGAAGCUGUUGCCCUGCUGUUCCUCGCAGUCGCCCAGACGACCCUCGCCGGCGCUGUCGCUCUCUCUACGCAACUCAGGAGAGCCUAACAUUGCUAUCAGCCCCACCUCUCCCUUGGCCUCCGACCCCACCCACCCUCCUGCCACCGCCACUGAUGCUGUCAACCUGCUUGACGCUGAGCAUGCUGGGAUUGAGCUGCCUAUGCUUUUGCCCAAUCAGGUCGACAACCUGGAUUGAACAGAAGUUAAAAAAAUAAAAUAAAGGUCAGUUAA